UUUUAUGUACAACAGCUCGCACAGUAUACGAGAGUUUAUAUAUCAUAUAUAGAUUUAAUUUAGAAUCAAUUUGAACUACCGAUUAUAGGCAUCAAAGAACAGAUGCAACACGUCCACGUUGUGUUUCAAAUUUACUUUUCGUUUGAAUAUUUUAUCUUCAACAUCUCGCACAGUAUACGAAAGUUUAUAUAUCAUAUAUAGAUAUUAUACAUAUGAUUAAUAAACAAUUUUAACUAUCGAUUCUAGCCUUCAAAGAGAAUUAGGUUAAAGAAAUCUGACUCUUGGCUUAUUUUAAACACGGAUCUAAUUGUCCAAUUCAUAAUUUAUUUGAUUGUCAAUACAAUCGGACAGUAAUUACAAACUGUACCAUAGAGACGUUUUUUACUAUUUUGACAGUAUACUGACGAACGUCCAAUACAAACAAACUUUACUAUAAUGCUAAGUUGAUUUUAUAAAAGAUAUAUUAUUAUUGAUAAAUAAAAUUGACAGUUUAUGAAUUAUCGAACCGUGCAUAGUGUUAUAAUAAUUAAUAAUGGAUAUAAUGAAAUUUAAUACUUCAGAUAUGUAAAUGGUGGAGUCAGUAACUGAUGUUAUGGAGAACAGUACGUGUCAUACAUGGAUUCCAGCGGAAUUACAGGGCAGAAAUGUCACAUUGGAACUUCUCAAUGAAUUGCAUGUUAAACGUAACAUCGGUGGAAUAAUCAUGUUGCUAUGCUUUUCGGUAGUUGGGUUGAUUGGAAACACGCAUGUGUUAUAUGUAUAUUCCCGCCAAUAUAAGCAAUCAAACUAUAGGAUAUAUGUGCUAUUUCUAGCAAUGUUGGAUGUGAUCAACUGUACAGUUGUAGCGCCUCUGGUGGUAGUUUAUCUCUUUCACCCGCUUAUGUAUCCAUCUAAUAUAUUUUGUAAAGUUUUUCGGACAAUAUUAUAUUAUAUGGCGAUUGCAAGUACUUUAUCACUGGUAUCGAUAGCAAUAGAAAGAUUCCGAAAAAUCAGAUUUCCGUUUAAAAAGAAGUUAUCCGAAAGUGCAGUAAUAAAACUUUGUAUUGGGAGUUUAGUAGUUGCCGCCAUUUUAUCAUGGCCUGCUCCGAUACUGUGGGGACUAAGUACAGUUGAAACUGGUGUUCCGGGAUUUGAAGGGAAACGGUGCUUCACUGAUGAUAGUUUUAAAGACUCAAAUAUUAAUUUACAAGCAAUUUACAAUGCUUGUUUAAUAUUGUUUUAUUUCUUAGUUUCCGGUACAUUGAUUGUUAUUUAUAUUUAUAUUGGAAUAAAUAUUCACAAACAGUACAAGUUUCGGGGUGAGCAGAUCGCGUGUCAGACCCACUUAAAUGGAAGAAAAGAUUCAGUGAAUACAAAUGGAAAUAGUGCACGGAAUGCAACAUAUACUUUAUGUGCAGUGACUUUUGCGUAUGUUGGCAGUGCGCUGCCUCACCAUCUGCUUGCGCUUCUGAUUUUCCUUAUUCCCAACUUUGACUGCUCAAUGAGUUUAUUCGGUUCAAGGUGGUAUUAUACAUUUGUAUGGUCAUACUUUUUCAAUAGUGUCAUAAACCCGUUUAUAUACGGGAUCCGUGACCGGAAGUUCAGAUUCGCGGUAAAGAAUAUUUAUCGAGUUUGUGAAAAAUAAAUUGAGCAUUUUAUAUAUAUAUUAUUUGUAAAUAUUUUCAUCAUGUUUCAACGUUUUAAAAAUCUUUGUAAUACAUUGUUUUAUAUUAAUAUUCGAUCUGGUGUUCAUAUUUCCAUUUCACCCAAAUGUAGUAUUUCAAAAUAAUCAAAUGGGGUAUACAUCGGAAAAUUAAAAUGAGAUAAAAUGUAAACUUUUAAAACUUAAAUAGCUAGCGUGACAUUUCGGAGGUUCAAGUGCAAGAUAUUUCAAUGAACAUGGCACUCUCAUUAGUUGUUUGUCAUGCAUUCUGAGAACGAGAAUCAAUUAAUAAAUCAAAUAGAUAGGUUCUGCUACGUUGUUAAUAUGUCGAACAGUAGGAAGGCCGGGAUUUCGACUGCUACUUUAAAAUGCAUUUUCCUUACAACAGGCCUACUUCAGACCAAUUAAACUUACCUAGAGCGAGACACUUUCUUCCUCGAACAAAUGAAUUGAAAAUCUUUUUUCUGAUCGGACGUGACUGGGUAUUUAUAUAUAUGUUACAGUGAGUAUUUAUUAAUUUUCUUUAUAAAUAAAACUAUUCCUUCAUUUCAGUUAUUAUGUAUAAUCCCUGACGUUUUUUCUUGUGAUUAUACAAAUCCCUGAACAUUUUAGUGAUUAUAUAUAAUCCCUAAACUAGCCAGUGAUUCUACAUAAUCAGGGAUUCUACAUAAUCACUGAUUAUUCAAAUUCACUGUAACAUAAAUACAUCCCGACCAGCCGAACUGAUUUACUGCAGGAUUGGAGAAGAACAUGGAUAUAUACUAAU
Molecule: messenger RNA, 2408 nt
Organism: Mytilus trossulus (common blue mussel)
Lineage: Eukaryota; Metazoa; Mollusca; Bivalvia; Mytilida; Mytilidae
Product: neuromedin-U receptor 2-like
Exons: 2
Coding region: 569-1624 (351 amino acids)
Biological process (GO): G protein-coupled receptor signaling pathway
Cellular component (GO): membrane
Molecular function (GO): G protein-coupled receptor activity
Source: RefSeq, a predicted model, not a curated record